Molecule: messenger RNA, 2140 nt
Organism: Corylus avellana
Lineage: Eukaryota; Viridiplantae; Streptophyta; Magnoliopsida; Fagales; Betulaceae
Product: O-Glycosyl hydrolases family 17 protein
Biological process (GO): carbohydrate metabolic process
Molecular function (GO): hydrolase activity, hydrolyzing O-glycosyl compounds
Source: RefSeq, a predicted model, not a curated record
GUUCAUUAUUCCUCCCAACAAUAUAACCCUAGCCUCUUCAAAGGGUAAUUUACGGCAAAAGUAAAAACUAAAGAACGAGGCUUUAGAGUUGUUUAUAUUACAAUUCCUUCUCCAUCGUAAGAAAAGAUUAUUCUCCUUGGUGUCCAACACUUCAACUAAAGCAAAUUCUCCAUUACCAAGCAUCACCUUCCUUGCUUGUAUUCAUGGUAGAGUAAAAUCAAGAGACAUGACACUUUAUUGAAUAAGUUAUCAAAAAUCUCCUCCCAAACAACAAGAAGAUUGUGAUAGAAGAGAUUCAAAGGCAAAGCUAGAAUUCCAAAAGCCAACACAAAAAAUAAAGAUCUCUCACAAAAAAUCCAACCCUUAGCACCAACAACUUCCCCAAUCUUAAAGCAAAGCAUCUCAAGGUUACUUCUUCAGCAAUGGCUGCCCCCAUUGCGCCAUUCAUCGUCUUCAUCUCCCAUGGCCAGUACAGUCAUGGACAAGCCUACUGGUGUCGUUUUUGCUUCAAUAGUCACCAAAGUUUUACUCAUCCUUGCAUCAACCAUCUUCCAAGGAGUGCAAGGAAACAUCGGGGUCAACUAUGGCACAGUGGCAAACAAUCUUCCUCCGCCGGCCGAAGUUGCAAAAUUCCUUUUAGAAUCGACCAUUAUCAACCGUGUGAGGCUCUUUGAUGCCGACCCUGCAAUCUUGCGAGCCUUUGCUCACACCGGAAUCGAAGUCACAAUCACGGUGCCCAACGACCAAAUCCCCAACCUCACCAAGCUAAGCUUUGCCCAACAAUGGGUGAAAACAAAUGUCGAACCUUAUACACCCGCCACCAACCUCGUCCGAAUUUUGGUCGGCAACGAAGUAUUAUCCACCGCCAAUAAGGUGUUAAUUGCAAGCCUUGUCCCCGCCGUGCAAACCCUUCACGCGGCGCUUGCAGCGGCCUCUUUGGACCGGCGGAUUAAGGUUUCGGCCCCCCACUCGUUGGGCAUUUUGUCAUCCUCAAGCCCGCCAUCCACCGGCAAAUUUAGACAAGGCUACGACAUCCAUGUGCUCAAACCCUUGCUUGCCUUCCUCAGGGCCACCAAUUCGCCUUUCAUGGUAAACCCAUAUCCAUAUUUUGGCUUCUCCCCGGACUCUCUGGAUUAUGCACUCUUUAGGCCCAAUCCAGGGGUUUUUGAUGGGAACACCAAGCUUCUAUACACAAACAUGUUGGAUGCUCAAUUGGAUGCGGUUUUCUCGGCCAUGAAACUAUUGGGCUUUGACGACAUUGAAAUUGUUAUAGCGGAAACGGGCUGGCCUUCCGUGGGAGAUUCAUCCCAAGUUGGCGUUAGCCCGGAAAGUGCAGCCGAUUACAAUGGAAACCUUGUUCGACAUGUGAAUUCCGGUAGCGGGACGCCACUCAUGCCCAACCGGACAUUUGAGACGUACAUUUUUGCCCUAUUCAAUGAAAAUCUCAAGCCCGGCCCAACGUGCGAGAGGAACUUCGGGUUGUUUCAGCCUGAUAUGACACCCGUCUAUGAUGUUGGGAUCCUACGGCCCACGGCUAGGUCAUCCAUUCCUGAUAGGACACCAAGCCCAGAUAUAAGCCCAGGCCCAGAUACAAGCCCAGGACCAGGUGUUCCACCAAUCAGCCCAAUUCCAGGACCAGGUGUUCCACCAAUGGGCCCAAUGCCACCAGUUGAGGGAAAACAAUGGUGUCUGCCCAAAACAGGGGUUGACCCAGAUACUCUGCAAAGGAAUAUUGAUUAUGUUUGUGGGCUGGGCUUGAACUGUGGGCCUAUCGAAGAAGGAGGGGCGUGCUUUGAGCCCAACACAGUUCGUGCCCAUGCGGCUUAUGCAAUGAAUGUGUACUAUCAAGCCAUGGGAAUGUACGGCUAUGAUUGCGAUUUUGAACAAACUGGAGCCAUCACUGAUGUGGAUCCAAGCUAUGGAAGGUGCAAGUAUUGAGAAUGGGGUGAAUUGCAAUGAAGACCCAUUUUAAAGCUAUUUUUUCUCUUCUAUUUUGUUUUCUUCCUUUUUAGCCAAUAGAAUAAAUGAUUAUAGGCAUUGAUAUGUAAUGAUAUUAUGUUAGCAUAACAGUUUCAUUGGCUUAUGGAUAGUGUUCGAUGUUGAAGAAUGGUAAUCCAUUGAAAGAGCUAUAAUAUAUUUA